This is a messenger RNA of Trematosphaeria pertusa, 1310 nucleotides long. RefSeq names its product kinase-like protein. Gene Ontology annotation, molecular function: ATP binding; protein kinase activity. Gene Ontology annotation, biological process: protein phosphorylation. The record is from RefSeq and is a predicted model, not a curated record. The transcript is spliced from 2 exons. Lineage: Eukaryota; Fungi; Ascomycota; Dothideomycetes; Pleosporales; Trematosphaeriaceae. Bases 293 to 1066 code for a protein of 257 amino acids.
CACGUAAUAGAUUUCUGGAAUUUCUCUCAACGAGAUGCAACACCGCUUCCGAGAAGCUCAGGAUCCCCAGCUCUUUCUGCGUAGAUUCGAAUCGUUACUUCAAUGCCAAGCCGACUCGACCGUUUCACCGCUAGUCUAGAAUCAUCCCCGUACCCCUGACACCAGGCAGGGCAGCAGGACUUCUAACCACGACACCCCCGAAGACUUGAUCUUUUCCCCCGAUAUGGAGACGAUAAGCAAGAAUGGGCGUACAGCGAUUGUCUUUCGCGUAGGGCAUGGCUUGGCUGGCAAAAUGCCGCGGGAGAUGGACAAAGGAUUACCAGGUCGCGAGGAGUUCGCUGCUGAGGUCGAUAAUGCAUUCGCCGUGGAGGAGAAGCUCUUAAGCAGACUGGGAAGCCAUCCCAGGAUUGUUCCGUUUGUAUCCAUCUCCGCACCACGUCGCAGUUCUAAUAUGGCCAGAUACUAUGGGACCUGUACACUCGAGGGCAUGAAGAACGGCUUGCUGCUUGGUGAAGCGAACUGCGGAGAUCUUCAAUCGUACAUCGACAAGCAUAAUGCCAAAAUCGACGACACAUUGCGUAAGAGGUGGAGUUUGCAGGUCGCUCAAGCCGUCGCAUACGCCCACGAGAUGGGCAUUAUCCACUCGAAUCUUAGCACAACGAAUGUGCUUGUCCAUCAGAUUGGUCAGAGUCUAGAUCUACUUCUUGCUGAUUUUGGCGGCUCUAGAUGCGUGGAGCUGAAUCUAUACGGCGGCCUGCUCCCUGACGAUCCCUUCAGCGACCCAUGCCUAACAGAUUACGAAUCGCCAAAAGUCGACGUUUUUAGUCUGGGAGUCAUCAUCUAUGUUAUCAUGACUGGUCAUUACCCUUUCUACAACGGCCCAGCACCGCAGAACGCAGAGAGAUUUGUAUAUGGCGAACAUGUGCGUGCGCUAUUCGAACAAGGGCAUUUUCCGAAUCUGUCCGAAGUGACAUUCGGAGGCAUCAUCGCAGGAUGCUGCUGCGAGCGGCGGUUCGAGACCGCAAAGGAGGUCGUUGUAGCCCUUGAGGUAGAAAUGGGACGAUAGGUUUAUGAGCGGUUGUGGAAGGCAGCGUCACCAGGUUGCGAGGGGACCCCUCGCAACCUGCCUAUCGAGCCUCUCCGCUCCGUUGCGUUUUCUGUAUGCUUGAUCUCCAUGUGGAAUCGUAGGGUGAUAGACUUGGGAGGCCGGCGCGCGAAGUCGACAGUGAAGACGGCGAGUCUAGAGGACAAGCAUCGCGGGAAGGUUGGCUUGAGAGGCGGGGAAGAAAUCUGGAGCGGGAUGAGGUGCC